Micropterus salmoides (largemouth bass) is the source of this 1281-nucleotide messenger RNA. RefSeq names its product C-type mannose receptor 2-like. The coding region runs from base 223 to 1176 and encodes 317 amino acids. Lineage: Eukaryota; Metazoa; Chordata; Actinopteri; Centrarchiformes; Centrarchidae. The transcript has 7 exons. The record is from RefSeq and is a predicted model, not a curated record.
CUUUUACUUCCUGACUCCAGCAGCAUAGUUGUCAUUGUUAUACAAGAGCCUGUUUUUCUUCAAUGAAUCUUUACUACACCCUUUUCUAAAGACUUCAGUAUUUAAAACCAGCAGACAAUCGAUAAACAUAAAACAAGUACUGAGCUUCUGUCCAAGCAGCACAGAGUAACUGACAUCUUGUAUUUUAAGCAGAAGGAGGUUAAAGAGACACUGGUCUAACUCAUGGAUUAUGGGGUGAUCAUCAUUGUGCUCACAGGAGCACUGGUCAAUGUUGCCUCUGCCCAAACUCGUCAGUACUACUUUGAGAGUACACCACUGAACUGGACUGAAGCUCAGAGCUUCUGCAGACAGGUCUACACUGACCUGGCCACCGUAGAAACCAUAUCUGACGUCAGUACCGUACUCAGCACCACACCAAGAUACACAGGCAAAGCUUGGAUAGGCCUCUAUGAUCACAGCUGGAAAUGGUCCCUGAGUAACAGCAGCUUCUAUGGUGAAGCAGAUACUGGGUUUAGAAACUGGGCUCCUGGACAUCCCGUCAGUCCUAAUGGUCAACACAACUGUGUGCUGCUUCUAAACAAUUACUAUUUCUCUUACUAUUACAACUACCAUAACUUCCUUGGAACAUGGAUGGACAUGAAUUGCAACAACCAAUACUUCUCUGUUUGCUACAACGGUUCAGUAAAUGGCGCUUCAUCCUUUGUAAAAGUCAACAAAUAUUUGAAUUGGACUGAUGCUCAGAGAUACUGCAGGGAGAAUUAUGUCGAUCUAGCCAGUAUACAAAAUCAGGCAGAAAAUGACGUCAUCACAAAGCUGGCAGCUAGUGACUUUGUGUGGAUCGGUCUGCACUGGGAACAAGUAUGGUCUGAUGGGAGCACCUCUCUAUUUCAAAACUGGGACGGUGGGCAACCAGACUGUACAGGGCAGUGUGUCACCACAGUGUUCAGUGACAUAGGACGCUGGUCAGAAGACAGCUGCUCCCUCACUUUCCCGUUCAUCUGUUACUCAACAAGUGUCCAGGGUGUACCCUGCCUUGCGCCCGAUGUCAGCUGGGAUUGGCCCCUGCGACCCUGUACGCAGGAUAAGUGGUUGAUGAUGGAUGGAUGGUACAUGUCCUAUGAAAUGAACGCUGAGAUGUGGUUAGGUGUAAGAUGUGACACAACAUUCUUACCUUAAAUAAUUGUUUCUCUCAUAGCCACCAUUAGGUUUUCUUAACAAAAGUCUUAGUGGAUCAACCUUAACAGGAGCAUGAAUAAAUAUUCAGGUAAAGUUUUGGUUGAU